This is a messenger RNA of Calidris pugnax (ruff), 1410 nucleotides long. RefSeq names its product regulator of G-protein signaling 9-binding protein-like. Gene Ontology annotation, biological process: G protein-coupled receptor signaling pathway. Bases 443 to 1069 code for a protein of 208 amino acids. The transcript is spliced from 2 exons. The record is from RefSeq and is a predicted model, not a curated record. Gene Ontology annotation, cellular component: neuron projection. Lineage: Eukaryota; Metazoa; Chordata; Aves; Charadriiformes; Scolopacidae.
CAUCUUGGGGAGCCACCACCACCUCCCCUGCACCAAGACCCCCGUGUCCCACCCAGAAGGGUGCAGAGGACCUGGCUACAUGGUGGUGGGGGGUACCAGCCCCCUCCCUGCAGAGUCAAGGCGAUGCUGGAGCCUCUGCGCUGGGACAGACUGUGCCAACCCGCCGUGCAUCACUGCUCCCUGGGGACCCCCUCCUCUCUGCAGCCUUUCCAGCUGGUAGGGGGGGACAGAAGGGGGGUACACUCCUCAGGCUGGGGCACAGCCAACACACACUGGGACAGUGGGACUGUCGCCGUGCAGCUAGCAGGACACAGGGACAGGGGCUCAGAGCCCACUGCAUCCCUGAGGCUCAGUGCUGAGGCAUUGGGGGGGGAUCCGAGUCCCCCCAAGAGAGCUGGGGGGUCAACACAGAAGGUCCCCAGCUCUGCCCUCAGGGGACAGGAUGGCUCCUGGGAGAGCAGAUGUGUGCCGUGCACGAGGGGCAGCGGGGACAUGUGCAGCCACCCAGGCUGCCCUCUGCAAGGCCACGGCCGGGCACCGGCAGCUGGUGCUGCAGUUGGGGGGCAGCGCUGAUGGCCCCCGGCUGCGGGAGGAGCGGCGCAGGAGGAGCGCGGAGGCCCGUGAGCUCAGCACCGGGCUGCGGAAGGCGCUGCUGGCGGGGCUGCGGCAGGCACCGGUGAGCCCCGAGGAGCAGCGGGAGCUGGAGCGGCUGUGGGUGCUCUUCCUCUCCGCCCUGGAGCUCUUCCUGCAGGACCUGCACCGAGCCCACCACCUCUGCCAGCUCUUCUCCCUGCAAGGGGGUGGCACAGCUCCACUGCGCACCGGAUUAGGGGGCCGGGGGCCACCCAGCCGCAAGGGGAGCCGGCGAGGGGGGGGUCCUGCGCAGCCCCCAACCACCCUGUGCCUGGAGGAGGAGAUCGAGCAGGUGAGGGCCACGCUGGCAGAGAUGGAGAGCGGAGCCAACAUCCCGCUGUGGACGGUGGAGCCCACCCAGCCAGGGGGGACCGGUGGCACCGCAGCACCCACAGCUGGCACCGCUCGCGCUGGGCACUGCUGCAGGGUCCUCUGACUGGGGGGUGGGAAAGGAGGUGGCAGGGCUGUCACCCUCCAUGCCCACUCAGGCACCAUGGAGCAGGGGACAGAGCCCUGUGUCCCCCCUGGUGUGGGCAGGUGAGGCUGGGGGGCUGCCCUCACCUGGUGGAGGGAAUAAGAUGAGCUCUUGGCACCUUAAGUGUUAAAUAAAGCCCCUGUUAUCCCACCGGGGUGGGUGUCCCUCCCUUCCUGCCCACGCUUGCAGAGGGGCCAGGGCUGGGUUGACCAAAAGAAGGUACCCCGGACACUCACGGUGUGCCAGACUGCAACAAGACCCCUAGAAUAAAAGUUAUAAGCAUGCAUUUAUUUAUACAUUAA